Juglans microcarpa x Juglans regia is the source of this 468-nucleotide messenger RNA. Its product is annotated as 18.1 kDa class I heat shock protein-like. The transcript is spliced from 2 exons. The coding region runs from base 1 to 468 and encodes 155 amino acids. NCBI's taxonomy places the organism in Eukaryota, Viridiplantae, Streptophyta, Magnoliopsida, Fagales, Juglandaceae. The record is from RefSeq and is a predicted model, not a curated record. Gene Ontology annotation, biological process: protein complex oligomerization; response to heat; response to salt stress.
AUGACUUCGUUCAUACCAUGGUUCGGCGGCCGCCGUGAUCACCCUUUCUCAACCGAUAUAUGGGACCCUUUUAGCUUUGGAACCAGCUUGGGAUCACAACAAAGUGACCGUGGCGAUGAAACCUCUGCCCUCGCUAAUGCUCAGGUCGAUUGGCGUGAAACCGACACAGCACACGAGUUCCGUGUAGAUCUUCCUGGGGUGGGAAAAGAGAAUGUAAAGGUGCAGGUGGAAGACAGCAACAUUCUGCAGAUCAGCGGGGAGAGGGUGUUGGAGAAGGAGGACAAGAACGACAAGUGGCACCGCAUCGAGAGGCGGCGGGGAAGCUUUGUCAGGCGGUUCAGGCUGCCGGACAAUGUUAACCUGAAUGAGAUCACAUGCAAACUCGAGAAUGGAGUGUUGACAGUGCAAGUGCCUAAGAAGGAGCCGGAUCAGACUGCCAAGAAUGUUAGAUCCAUCGAUGUGGCGUAA